GCUCGACUAGCUACUUUGUACCAUACGCAUAUACAUACACAUACGCAUACGCAUACGCAUACGCUGCCAAUAUGUCCGAUCCCGACUACAAACAUGCUGUCUUCGCCUUUUACCGCUACGUGCCCACGAUGGCGGGCGCGGUUAUCUUCGCCAUUUUGUUCUUCCUCUCGACGACGUUGCAUAUGGUGCAGAUGUUCAAGACGCGGACGUGGUAUCUGAUUGCCUUUGUGCUGGGCGGGUGGUGUAAGUCUCCAAACCCCGGGUUGAUCUCCGUUUCCAUGGCGAUCUCCGCGAGUACGAUGCAGAACACUGACAUCUGCCGCUUUGUAGUUGAGCUCAUUGGAUAUGCUGGCCGCGCGGGCUCCGCUGCCCAGGAACCUGGCUACUGGACUCUGACGCCGUAUAUCAUCCAGAGCAUCUUCCUGCUGGUUGCGCCGGCCCUCUUCGCCGCGUCCAUCUACAUGGUCCUUGGGCGCAUCAUCCUGCUCACCGAGGCCGACUCGCGCUCCAUCAUCAGGCGGCGUUUCUUGACCAAGCUGUUUGUGUGCGGCGACGUGCUGUCGUUCCUCAAUGGCGCAUCCAAGCUAACGCAACAUGCAACAGGCGGCGGAUUGAUGGCCAUGGCCGCGCACGGCCACCCCGAUGCGCUAGAGACGGGCGAACACGUCAUCAUCGGCGGGCUGUUCGUGCAGCUCUUCUUCUUCGGCUUCUUCAUCGUCGUCACGGCGAUUUUCCACGUCCGGCUCGGGCGCAACCCCACGGCGCAGUCGCAGAACCCGGCCAUCCAAUGGCGCAAGUACCUCACGACGCUGUACGUCGUCAGCGUGCUCAUCAUGAUCCGGAGCAUCUUCCGUGUCAUCGAGUACAUCAUGGGCAACGACGGCUUCUUGAUGACGACCGAGGUGUUUUUGUACAUUUUCGAUGCGCUGCUCAUGUUUGGCGUCUGCGUCUGGAUGAACUGGGACCAUCCUAGUGCUAUUGGCUUGUUGCUCCGUGGCGAGAGGCCGGCGGAAAGCGGGUUCAAGAUUGUGACGGCGCGCCCGACUAAGCAGGAGGUUGUCACUUUGACGGAGGUGUAGAGGGAUCCGUAAUGAUGUUUCAUGUUUUGAGCGAUUGCAAAAGGGCGGGCAUUGUGGGUACUUGGGCGUUCCGGGAAGCAUUGGGGGACAUAACCUUGAAUAUGGGG
This is a messenger RNA of Aplosporella prunicola CBS 121167, 1186 nucleotides long. RefSeq lists its product as uncharacterized. Bases 72 to 1079 code for a protein of 335 amino acids. The record is from RefSeq and is a predicted model, not a curated record. The transcript is spliced from 2 exons. Gene Ontology annotation, cellular component: membrane. Lineage: Eukaryota; Fungi; Ascomycota; Dothideomycetes; Botryosphaeriales; Aplosporellaceae.